Messenger RNA from Cladocopium goreaui, 4257 nucleotides. Lineage: Eukaryota; Dinophyceae; Suessiales; Symbiodiniaceae. The record is from the annotation of a GenBank genome assembly.
AUGACAGGUGCCGAGCAAGGCCGUCCCCCAUUUCAAGCAACGCCACAGAUCGCGAAUAAUCACGUGAACCCGCUAGCAGAGCAAGCUUCGAGUGCGACCCACACUAGUGGAGGACAGACUUCACAUCAGAAGCUGACGGGCCUAUCACAUCGGGCAACCCGUGAGCGGUUCGACUCUGCGACCGUGGCCGCUAGGUAUCCCUCAUCCAAGAGUCGCUCUCGACGUGAUGAACGUGAGUGGCGGUGUAUCAACCAUCUGCUUGAAGAUGUUCCCUUGGGAGCCCGCGUGCUCGAUCUUCCCUGUGGCACCGGGCGAAUGACCGGGCGGCUUCUCGAGGCAGGAUAUGCGGUUACCGCGGCCGACACUUCGCCGCAUAUGUUGCAACAAGUACGAAACAGCUUUACCCACCUGUUGCACACUGGGCAGCCUGCACUUCAUCUGAGUUGCUGCGAUGUCCUGCAGACGCCAUUCGCCAACGGCGCAUUUGAUGCGGUGUUGUGCAACCGGCUCUUCCACCAUUUCGUCGAGGCAGAGACACGGCAGGCAGCACUCGCCGAGUUGGCAAGGAUUUGCCAAGGCCCAAUCGUGCUCUCGUUCUUUCGCAAUUUCGGAAUCGAUGCCAUUCGAUUUCGUCUCAAACAUGCCGUGCGAGGCACAGUACCACACGAUCGGAUCCCGAUUUCGAUGCGAAGCCUGCAGCACGAUAUCUCCUUGGCUGGGCUAAAAGUCGUGGAUACGCUCCCAACACGAUGGGGCAUUUCACCCCAGUGGUAUGUGAAACUGGGCGAAUCCAUGGACGCUCCAUCCCUUCGCAAAAUCACGCUGUACCUGGCGGCCACUUUCUUGGUUUGCAUGGUGCUCUCGUUUAUCCGGCACCUGCUCGCCCUGAAUGGGGUGGCCUUCUAUCCGGUGCGAUACAUCAUGAUCCUGUUGGGCACGGGACUCUCGUUGGGUUGCGUGAUCGCCGUCGUCUGGCUGCUGCGACCCCCGGGACGAACAUGGAUCUUACUACUCGGGGCCGGGCUAACGUUCUUCGGGCUACAGAUAUUCUCCCUCAACGACUCGGGGUCAAUCGUACUAGCUCCGCAGGACAUUCAAACUGAAAAGUAUUAUCGACUGCUAUUUGGGCCUUUGGCCGAUGGGGCCAUGUACCUGAUCGCGAUCGUUCUGGCUUAUCAUUUCGCCCAAGGUGCAAUCAGUGUUCGUCUAGCUCAGCAACGCGCAACCGAACAAGAACGGGCCGAACAGCAACUUCGAGACAAGCAACAAUUUCUCGAACAACUCCUCGAUUCACAUGAGCGCGAUCGCCAACUGAUCGCCUACGAAGUUCACGACGGGUUCGUGCAAAGUCUAACCGGUGCUCUCAUGCAUAUGGAGGCGGGGCAGUACAAACAGGGCACGAUGGACCCCGAGGCCAAGCAAGAGUGCGAACGGGCAACCAGCCUGGUUCGCGAGUCGAUCGACGAGGCGCGUCGUCUGAUCAGCGGGCUUCGUCCCCCCAUUCUCGAUGAACAAGGGACCAUCGCCGCCAUCGACUAUCUGAUCGAAGAGCAUCGGAUGUCGGGCGGUCCGCCUGUCGAUUUUCAGUACGACGAAGACUGCGAACGCCUUUCUCCGUUGAUUCAAGGCGUGGUGUUCCGUCUCACUCAGGAAGCCCUCACCAACAUUCGACGUCAUGCCGAGGCUCAACACGUCGAAAUCAAUAUCCACGAAGCAAACGAACGGAUUCGACUGUCCAUCCACGACGAUGGGCGAGGCUUCGAUCCGAAUGAAACCCCCAAGAAGUCAUUCGGCCUACGGGGCAUGAAAGAGCGUGCCGAGGCGGUCCACGGAAAAUUCGACAUUGAUAGCAAGCCUAGCGAGGGCACGCUCAUCUCAAUCGAACUUCCGCGGCUCGACGCAACCCAACUCGAAGCCCGUCGCCGCCGCAAAGCUGAACAGGCCUUGUACGAAAGCGAGCUGCGGCUGCAAGCGGUGCUCGACAACACCACGGCCGUCAUCUACCAGAAGGACGUGGAGGGACGUUAUCAACUGUUAAACCAUCGUUACGAGGAACUUUUCAACGUCGACCAAAAAGACCUCAUUGGUAGGACCGACUUCGACGUGUUCCCUCGAGAAGCGGCCUUGGCGUUCCGCGAGAACGAUCUACAAGUGCUGAAAGCGGGAAAACCCGUCGAGUUCGAAGAAACAGCACCCCAGGAAGACGGCGAGCAUACUUACAUCUCGAUCAAGUUUCCCUUGUUCAAUGCAGAAGGCGAGCCCUACGCCGUUUGCGGAAUCUCGACCGAUAUCACCGAACGAAAACGGGCAGAAGAAGCUCUGAAAAAUGCGCACGACGACCUCGAGCGUCGCGUUCGAAAGCGAACCGCCGACCUAUCAUCCGCCAAUGAGCAACUCGCCCGCGAAGUGGAAGAGCGGAAGCGCGUCGAAAUGGAACUGCGAGUCAGUCAGUCGCGACUGCGAGAACAAAUGUCGGUGCUCAUGCGGUUGAACUCGGGGCAAACGUUCGGUCGGGGAGAACUGUCGGCCACGCUGGCAGAAAUCACCGAGGCCGCGUCCGAGACACUCGAUUGCCGCCGCGUGAAUAUCUGGCUGUUCGAUGACACGCGAAGCCGUCUGCAUUGUGUUGAGCACUUUGAUCAAGAGAACAACGACCAUGAAGUGGGCUUUGAACUCACCGCCGACGAAUGCCCGAACUACUUUGCAGCGAUCUCACAAGAACGCACGAUCGCAGCCCACGAUGCAAUCAACGAUCCGCGCACAAGCGAAUUCGCCGAGGGGUACUUAGAUAAGCACAACAUCACGUCGAUGUUGGACGCGGCGAUUCAUCUUCAUGGAGAACUCGUCGGGCUGGUGUGCCACGAGCAUGUGGGGCCUCCACGGCAUUGGACUAUCGAAGAGCAAAAUUUUGGUGGGUCGGUGGCCGACUUCGUGGCCCUGGCUCUCGAUGCUGACAAACUCCAACGCACCGAAUCAGCUUUGCGAACCAGCGAGCGGCAAUUCCGCCGCGCGUUUGCCGAUGGGCCGCUGGGGAUGAGCUUUGUCAGCCCCGAAGGCAGGAUUCUCGACUCAAACCAUACGUUGAGUCGCAUGCUCGGCUAUACGAAAGAAGAACUCCGCGAACGCAAGAUGAGCGAGCUCUUGCACCCGGACGACGCAGAAGAAGCCCAGCGGAACACAUCACAUCAAUUUAGUAGCGAUCAGCCGGUCUUCACGGUCGAGCAACGCUUCUUGACUAAACAGCAGGAAGUGAUCUGGGUUCGCCACACCGCUUCGUUGCUCGAGCAGUUGGAAGCAGACGAGCCGCCGGUGCAGUUGUCGAUGUUCGAAGAUAUUACUGAACACCGCCACGCACUGGAGGAACUUCAAGAGGCGCGAGAGGAAUUGGAAGCACGAGUGAAACAACGGACGGUCGAUCUCACAGAGGCCAACGAAAGUCUGGCCGCCGAAAUUGCCGAACGUCGCACUGCGGAAGAAGGGUUGAGAAAGAGCGAGUACCGGUUCCGUGCAUUGAUUGCCAACGCGCCAGCCGGCGUGUUCUUGACCAAUGCCGAAUCGGGAGAGUGUACCUACAUCAAUAAGGCGCUGCAGCGCAUGUCUGGCAUUACUGAAGACGACGGGUUAGGGCACGGAUGGCAAAAGGUUAUCCAUGAGGAUGACCGGGAUUGGGUGAUUUCCAAAAUUAUGCAGACCGGGAAGAAGCGGCAAAUCUUCGACGAAAUCUUCCGCAUUCGAUUGGAGGACGAGACGGUCAAGUUUGUUCAUGUGAACUCCGCGCCCUUGCGAACCGGAGAGAACGAAUCGACAGAAAAUAUCGGCAUGGUGCUCGAUGUGACCGAGCAAAAACUGGUGGAAGAGCGGUUGGCCUUCAGUGAGAGACGCUAUCGUGCCUUGUUGACAGCCGUGCCCGAUCUAAUCAUACGGCUUAACCGCAAUGGAACCUGUCUCGACUACUUCCCCGGCGAUACCUUCAUCACGCGACAACCGCCGGAAGCUUACAUUGGCAAGAACAUCUUCGAGCAAGUCCCCAAAGACAUUAUUGAUGUUUGCAAGAUCGCCGUUGAACGGGCAUUAGAAGCCGAUGAUACCUUCACGGAGACCAUCAGUGUUCAUGACGAACCGGAACCCCGACGCUACGAGGUGCGGAUGAGAGCCUCCGGCGCGGAUGAAGUCAUGGCGAUCGUGCGAGACCUAACCCAGGCAAACAACGCCGUACCGAAUGAGUCGUGGCGGAUUGGCAAGAAAACCGAGCAGUAG